Messenger RNA from Conger conger (European conger), 4884 nucleotides. Its product is annotated as NACHT, LRR and PYD domains-containing protein 3-like. The coding region runs from base 257 to 3631 and encodes 1124 amino acids. The transcript is spliced from 13 exons. Lineage: Eukaryota; Metazoa; Chordata; Actinopteri; Anguilliformes; Congridae. Gene Ontology annotation, molecular function: protein binding. The record is from RefSeq and is a predicted model, not a curated record.
GUACAUGUGGUCACGCUGCACGGUUCUACCAUUCUACAAUCGUUUUUAAAUUUUUAAAAUUUUUAUUAUUAACCAUUCUACAAUCGUGUCUUGGAAAGUAUCGGUUGCAAGGGUCUUGUGCUUCAAACAGAGGGAGGAUGCGGUCACAAUUUUGUGGACAUGGACAUUAUUUUAGCUAGAGGUGAGGACCACAUCUACUGAUCUUGGAUCAGUCCCUCUCCAUUCCUCUAUCACAGCUCAGAGUGGAGGCAGUGCCAUGGACCACAGUGAGCAGAGCCCUACUGAUGUGGGAUUGCCCCCUAUCUCUAUCACAGCUCAGAGUGGAGCCAGUGCCAUGGACCACAGUGAGCAGAGCCCUACUGAUGUGGGAUUGCCCCCUAUCUCUAUCACAGCUCAGAGUGGAGUCAGUGCCAUGGACCACAGUAAGCAGAGCCUUACUGAUGUGGGAUCACCCCCUAUCUCUAUCACAGCUCAGAGUGGAGCCAGUGCCAUGGACCACAGUAAGCAGAGCCCUACUGGUGUGGGAUCACCCUCUAUCUCUAUCACAGCUCAGAGUGGAGCCAGUGCCAUGGACCACAGUGAGCAGGGCCGUACUGGUGUGGGAUCACCCCCUAUCUCUAUCAUAGCUCAGAAUGGAGGCACUGUUGUAGCACCACUGAUAUAUCAAUCUACUCUUGGAUCGGGGACUACCAUCAGCCAGUCUGAUAAAAGUAUUACCACAGGAACUGAGCAGGAGACAGGGCUGGGAGGCACACAGAAAGACAACCUCCAAGGAAACCUGAAGAAAGAAACAAGAGAAUCCAUCAUAAAAGACCAACAUAACCUGAAAGAGCAUCUGAAGAAUCUUUGUGACAACAUAUGUCAAAGUUCAGCAGAACAGACCCUCCUCAAUAAGAUCUAUACAGAACUCUACAUCACAGAGGGGGGAAGUGGGGGGGUCAAUAAUGAGCACGAGCUCGCACAGAUUGAGACAGCAUCCAAGAGACAAACCACCCAGGAGACUCCAAUCCUCUCCAAUGACAUCUUUAAGCCUUUACCUGGCCAAGAGAAACGCAUCAGGACGGUGCUUACAAAGGGCAUCGCUGGCAUUGGGAAAACUGUCUCUGUUCACAAGUUCAUUCUGGACUGGGCAGAAGGAAAAGCCAAUGGGGACAUUGAUUUUAUCUUCCCUCUUCCUUUCCGCGAUCUUAAUUUGAAGGAGAAAGAAUGUAGUCUGGUGGAACUUCUCCAGGAUUACUUUCCAGAACUUACUUUCCUGAAUAAUCUUUCCCCAGAAGAGAUCAAAAUCAUUGAUCGUAAGGUAAAGGUUUUGUUCAUUUUUGAUGGUCUAGAUGAGUGUCGACUUCCUCUAAAGUUCAAUAGUGGAAUUUGGCGUGAUGUAGAAAAACCAGCCUCAGUGCAGAAGCUACUGACAAAUCUUAUUGAGGGGGAAUUGCUUUCCUCUGCUCUCGUCUGGAUCACCUCCCGGCCAGCAGCACUCAGUCAGAUUCCACAGAAGUACAUCCACCGAGUGACAGAGGUACAUGGGUUCAAUGACCCACAGAAGGAGGAAUACUUCAGGAAGAGAGUCAGCGAUCAGAACCAGGCCAGCAGAAUUAUCUCACACUUGAAGUCAUCCAGGAGUCUCUACAUCAUGUGCCAUAUACCAGUCUUCUGCUGCAUUUCUGCGACUGUUCUGGAGACAAUGUUGGAUAAAACUGAGAGUGGAGAUGUGCCCAAAACUCUGACUGAAAUGUACACGCACUUCCUGCUCAUUCAGACCUGUAUGAAGCAUGAGAAAUAUCAUGGCUCCAAUGAGCCAAACCCAGAGAAAUUGUCAGAGUCAGAUACAGAAAUCAUCCUGAAACUGGGGAAGCUGGCCUUUCUACAGCUGAAAAAGGGCAAUCUGAUAUUCUAUGAGAAGGACCUGAGGGGGAGUGGCAUUGAUGUCAGCGAAGCUUCAGUGUACUCUGGUAUGUGCACAGGGAUCUUUAAACUUCAGGGUGGGUUACAUCGGGAGAAUGUCUACUGCUUUGUGCAUCUGACCAUUCAGGAGUAUCUGGCUGCCUUGUUUGUAUUUCAUUCAUGUGUAAAUGAGAACAGAAAUGUACUCAGAGCUCAAUUUCACAUUGGCCAAAUGCAGCUGUCUGAGUUACACAGAAGGGCAGUGGAUCAGGCCUUAGACAGUACAAAUGGACACUUAGACCUUUUCCUCCGAUUCCUUCUUGGCUUCUCUCUGGACACCGUUCAAAGUCUCCUUGGAGAACAACUGACACAGACAGGAAGCAGACACAAGGAGAAGUCUUUCUUUCAAAGACUAUGGACACCGACAGAAAGCAGAUCAGAGAGCACUCAGAAAACAGUCCAGUACAUUAAGCAGAAGAUCAGAAAGGAAUCUUCAGCAGAGAGGAUUAUUAAUCUGUUCCACUGUCUGAAUGAACUGAAUGACAACUCUCUUGUGGAGGAAAUCCAGAAUUCCCUGAGAUUGGGAAAACUUUCUGAUAAACAGCUGGACCCACACCAAGCUUCAGCUCUAGCCUUUGUGUUACUGAUGUCAGAGGAGACCCUGGAUGAGUUUCACUUGGAGACCUACAACACAUCAGAAGCAGGUCGUCAGAGGCUGAUACCAGUGCUCAGGAACUGCAGGAAGGCCAUACUGAGCAAGUGCUACCUCACAGAGAAGUCCUGUGAUAUUGUGGCCUCAGCUCUCCAGUCAUCAAACUCACCCCUGAGAGAUCUGAACCUCAGCCUCAAUAAGCUGAGCAUUUCAGCAGUGGAGCGGCUCUGCGCUGGCCUGACAAGUCCAAACUGUAAUCUACAGAAACUGGCGCUGGGUGGGUGUGAUCUCACAGAGGGCUGCUGUGAUGUUCUGGCCUCAGUCCUGCGCUCUCCUCACUCAGAGCUGAGAGACCUAGAGCUCCGAAAGAACAAACUGCAGGAUUCAGGAGUGAGAGCGCUCUCUGCUGGACUGAAGGACCCACACUGUAAACUACAGAGACUGGGGCUGGAAUGGUGUAAUCUCACAGAGGGCUGCUGUGAUGUUCUGGCCUCAGUCCUGCGCUCUCCUCACUCAAAGCUGAGAGACCUACAGCUCAAUCUCAACAGCCUGCAGGAUUCAGGAGUGAGAGCGCUCUCUGCUGGACUGGAGGACCCACACUGUAAACUACAGAGACUGGGGCUGGGUGGGUGUGAUCUCACAGAGGGCUGCUGUGAUGUUCUGGCCUCAGUCCUGCGCUCUCCUCACUCAGAGCUGAGAGACCUAGAGCUCCGAAAGAACAAACUGCAGGAUUCAGGAGUGAGAGCGCUCUCUGCUGGACUGAAGGACCCACACUGUAAACUACAGAGACUGGGGCUGGAAUGGUGUAAUCUCACAGAGGGCUGCUGUGAUGUUCUGGCCUCAGUCCUGCGCUCUCCUCACUCAAAGCUGAGAGACCUACAGCUCAAUCUCAACAGCCUGCAGGAUUCAGGAGGGAGAGCGCUCUCUGCUGGACUGGAGGACCCACACUGUAAACUACAGAGACUGGGGCUGGUUUGGUGUGAUCUCACAGAGGGCUACUCUGAUGUUCUGGCCUCAGUCCUGCGCUCUCCUCACUCAGAGCUGAGAGACCUAGAGCACUCUCUGCUGGACUGGAGGACCGACACUGUAAACUAGAGAUACUGUGGACCAGGACCAGGAUCAGGACCCACCUUUGAAAUCGGUCUCUCUUAGCACUCAGGGAGGAUCUUGGCAGCAGAAAAAACGGCCCCAGACCCACUUGACCAUGGAGCACUCCCAGAACAGAUGAUUUACGUGUCCUUCAGCGCUCUGUAUGUGUAUGGGGGGUCCCUGCUGUACAGGACUUUCAGAUCUAGCACACACAGCGUUCUCAGGAACUGGCAUAGUACCUAGUGAAGGUACCAGAGGCCUUCUGGACAUUCUGGGCCAGUGUAGCCAGACCCUGUGCCAGAAUGAUGUUAACCAUGUCUAGGACCCCCCCGGCCCCCGUUCUUUUGUAGGAAAAAUUCACAGAACAAGGUGUUCUAUCUCCAUUUUAUGACAAAUCAAUCACAAGUCAAAAUCUGAUUAAACCGUAAAACUGUCAGAGUUGAGCAAGCUGGUUCCUCCAAAACACUCAAAAGCGUCAUGUCAAAAGUAUACCAAUAUGUACGCUGCCUAUUACUCAUGUAAUCAAUAUGUAUGCUGCCUAUUACUCAUGUAAUCAAUAUGUAUGCUGCCUAUUACUCAUGUAAUCAAUAAGUAAUCCAAUGAACCUAUAUAAUUAAUUACGGAUGAGCUAAUGGAAACGCAAGAAACCAGAGUGUCAGCUGGAGAAGAAAAAGCAAAAGAAUGUGUCAGGCUGAAAAACCACACUUACUCAGAAGAAAACAUUAAUCAAAUAUUAAUCAAGUAUGAUUAAGUAUGCCUGUAUAUUUUAAUAUAACUGAUAAACUGCUCAUUUGUGCUAGAAGUACAAAGUGACCCAUAUGUAACCUGAGUUGAAUACAAUAAUGUGUAUGCUUAAAAGGAAAAUUGGAAAGUACAGCAGUUUGUGGGACGGGGGCGGCUUGAAUGGCUUGCAGGACAAGGAGUCUUGCUUUGUAGGCUGUCUUUGCCAAAAUAGUUUGUGGGGCAGGGUGACCUGACCAGCUUGCAGGGCGGGAUGUCUUUCUUUGAAGACUGUCAUUUUCAGUUUACGGAACAAGAUGUGAUAAGAACAUUUAUUUUUUAAAACAGCGUACAAAGCAAAAAUGUGGGCCUGCGCAUUGAGGUGCCACAAAGACCACCUGGUGUUUUUAGGAAUGUUUUGAGAGGAGUUACGUUGAAAGAAGUGUAUGGAAUGUGUAAGAAACUAACAAUCGAGGUUCAGUUCUGGAGAAUUGAUCCGGCUUUGUGCACUUGUGCUAAUAAAGUCUGAUUUUCCUGAA